AUGCUACGUCUGCGCUGCACUUUGGGGGCCUCCUUUUUGACGCUUCAGCCUGAGGCAUUUGUUCGCCGUCAUGGUCGAUGUGCGAUGCGGCCCGUUGGAUAUGCCCUUCUUGUCCCCAAUCGUAUGCUUUAUCAAGCCGCACCGUUCAUCUCCGCGCUCGCCACGCAGCGCCGAUGGGUACGUGUCCGCGCUAAUCACGCCAGUGGGCAGAGUGAAGCUGACGGAAGCAAAAACGAUGGGGCGGAGCAUCCAAAAGCAAAGGGAGAGAAAAGUGAGGGAGGUAAUAAGACGAGUAAAAAGACCACGGGAUUCCGUGCGCAUCUGGAAGGACUAAAGGACGAUUACGUGCGGUUUCCCGACAUAUAUAAUAGCGCAAAUGCCCUCAAUUUUAUUCUUUUUACAGUGUUCUGUCUUUGUAGCACCGGCAGUAACGUGGAAGAGAAGUGGUGGUUGGAUAAUUGGGGUAUUGAUGCACGGCUGAUGCCACUUGCAUGGGGAUUACACUCCCUUUUAAUGAAUAACUUUCUCUCCAUGGCAUUUGCGAUGAUGCUUUUACACACCAUGUGCCACAGCGUGUUACCAACGGUGGGUUCACGUGGUCUCAUGAUCUACUGCAUUGUAACCGCUGUGGCGUCUGGCUUUUUGAUGUGGACGUUUAAUUACAUGACGAACAACACGGCAGAGAAGCAGUUUGGCCCGUGGGACAUUGUGGCGGCAUUGUUUGUGAUGCAGUACCUGCACCAAGGGUUCUCGCCGAUUUGUAUUCUCAACAGCUUUAACGGCUGGGUGCGCUACGCCUGCUGGGUAGGGGCUGUAUGCAUUCUGUAUUUUGACUGGCAGCCCACAGCGGCGGGUACGCUUGUGGGGUUUGCACUCUGCAAGGGGCAUCCCAAGUUCCGCGUGACUGGCCCCGUUAGCUGA
Molecule: messenger RNA, 921 nt
Organism: Trypanosoma cruzi
Lineage: Eukaryota; Euglenozoa; Kinetoplastea; Trypanosomatida; Trypanosomatidae
Exons: 1
Coding region: 1-921 (306 amino acids)
Source: RefSeq, a predicted model, not a curated record